AUGCACGCGGUCUUCCAGAAUGAGCCUCAGGCACCUGCUGCAGCUGGCCCCAAGGGUGAGAAGAAGAGCUCUUCAUCAGGCUUCUCUCUGCCCACGCCCUCGUUCAGCUUGGACGCCGGUGCCAUCGCCAUCCCAGGCGCAGUCGUCGGCUUGGGUGCUCUCGGGUUCUUGGCGACAAAGGUGGAUUCAGGCUUUGCGGACUUCUUGAAUGACACCAUGGUGAAGGACUCCAGCGGCUACGCAGGCUACGAGCAGGCGCUCAUCAAGGCAGCCGCUGGAACUCCUGCAAAGGCUGCAAGCAAAGGCAAGGCCGCGGUGAAGGCUGGCACGAAGAAGAUUGGCUUCAAGAUUGGCAAGAAGUGA
Messenger RNA from Coccomyxa subellipsoidea C-169, 363 nucleotides. RefSeq lists its product as hypothetical. The coding region runs from base 1 to 363 and encodes 120 amino acids. NCBI's taxonomy places the organism in Eukaryota, Viridiplantae, Chlorophyta, Trebouxiophyceae, Coccomyxaceae. The transcript is spliced from 5 exons. The record is from RefSeq and is a predicted model, not a curated record.